Sphaeroforma arctica JP610 is the source of this 1302-nucleotide messenger RNA. RefSeq lists its product as hypothetical. The record is from RefSeq and is a predicted model, not a curated record. The coding region runs from base 1 to 1302 and encodes 433 amino acids. The transcript has a single exon. NCBI's taxonomy places the organism in Eukaryota, Ichthyosporea, Ichthyophonida.
AUGACACUAGCGACAACUACCACUGCAGGUACACCACCGGACACGGAUUCAUCCGUGUUUGUAUCAACUCUGAAGAAGAAGAUUGGGGGACUGGUGAGCCCUAUCAUGUCCAGAGACCAGUUUACGGGAGACCCGUGUCUGGGGGCGAUCCAGACGGCACGCAGAGCACUCAAGGACAACGGGGUCCUGAUUAUUCGCGGAUGCAUCACACGCGCGGCAUGUGCGGCAGGGCAGGUGGCAGCUUACCGCGCGUGGGAGCGUGACGUUAAACCGAGCAUUGAUGUGCAGUACGCGCCAAAGGUGGACGUGGCUAAGACUAUAUAUGAUGUUCAGAGUCAACACAAGUUCCUGUGGCCCACUGGUGUGAUCGGCAACAAGGGGUUCGGAUUUAUGUAUGCGCAGCCUGAAGCCAAGUCAGACUACCACGCAGCGCAGUUGGAUACCUCGGACGCGCAGCCGACGGUGUUUGCGCCUGGGUCGGGGUUCCAGGCUAACCUGGCGGUUAUGGAACAUCCAGACAGUGAACUAGCCACGGCCAUUUUGUUCCAGGUAACCGGCAAUAUGGGGGGUAUGGUGUCGCAGGAUUCGUUCAAGACGUUUAGGGGAAACCUGACUGUACCUCACGUUGAUGACUAUCCGACCUCGGAUACGUUUAAUCGCGUGCAGGCUAUGGUUAUUGGAUACAGAGAGGGCAAUGUACGCCUCGUGUUCGGACGAGCCACGCACCAACCCGACAUCUCGGUCAUGUACCGAGACAAGACCACAACGGGGUUUACUUCAUUGUCGAACUCAGACUCAAUAGUCCAGGUCCUAGAAGCAGCGGGUGCAAUCGUGAUCCCUGAGCCCGGGGAUAUUGUGUGUUGGACGGCUGGCGUAGUUCAUUUUGAGAUGAACAUUGACCCAAAGGGCAACAAGUUUAAGCCCACGCGGGGUCAUGUACAGGAACGCUACGUAGUGGGAACGCACAAUCCCAGCGGUAGCCUGACGCAGACGCAGCUGGAGACACUGACUGGGAUGGCAGAGUCUGGAUUUAUCUUACAUCCGUACGUUGGGCCCAAGAGGCAGUUUGGGCCUGCAAAUGCAAACAAUUUUCACCGCAAGAACACACAAUACUGUCGUCGUAGAGUCCAACCUCCAGACGAGAAGGCGCGAUUUGUUGCAGCAACCAAAGACUGCAAGGCUAGAGUACACAAGCUUACCGAUCGACGCCGCCAACUGUACGGUAUUCCGAUCAAGGAUGCUAAUCGACUAUUUAAAGACCCCCUCGCGCAGCAAGUGUACAAUACCAAGGUUCAGUUGUAG